AUGCCCCUAACUGCCGACGAACUUGCCGCCAUUGAACGGGUACGUACGGCAGCUGGGGGUAGCGAUCAUCCAUACUGUAAGCAUAAUUAUAAUGUACAUCGUUGGAUAACCGCCUAUGGAGGAGAUGAAGAGGAAGCCGCUAAGGUCCUCCAACGUCAUUUGAACAUUCGAGAAAUAAUGUCACUUACAUCGUUGCCUUACACAAAAAGUGAAGAAAUUGACAAUGAAGCUGAGAAAUACGCUCCACUGACGAUUCUUGGACGAAAUCGAGUUGACGACAACAAGGUGUUAUUAUUCGAACACAGCGGACAAAUCGAUCUCAACGGUGUCGUCGAUAAUAUCCGAAUUACGCGUUUCUUACGGAUGAAAUUUCGUACAAUGGAACGUCUACAACAACGAGUCGAGGAGGAAGAACGACGGAUGGACAAGCAGAGCGGUGGUGUGCUGAUCAUGGAUUUGGAAGGACUUUGUUUCAGUACCACUCUGCUGUCCGUCCUUGCGGGUCCCUACCGGAUACUUUGGGGCACCCUAUUCGAGCAGUAUCCACAACUCAUCCAACAAAUUAUCAUUGUCAAUGCUCCCAAAUUCGUAAACCUUCUCUAUCAGACGUGUGUCCCAUUCAUACCCAGCGACUACAAGUCAAAAAUCAUAAUCUGUUCUGGAGAUUCAAAGGACACUUUAUUAGAGCAUAUAGAUGAAUGCUGCUUGCCUAUUGAACUCGGUGGAGCCGGAUCAUUUGAAAUGACAACUUCGGGUGAAUUUGAGAUUUUCUCACCUAUCCAGCGUCCCUUACAUCCUUACCCCAAAGCAGCACCGUUGGAAGUCCCAUUGGAACAACUGACUAUUCCAGCAGGCGCCUUCACUACUCAACAGUAUAAAUGGAAUGCUGGUUGCCGACUGGAGUUCUACAUGCAACACGACCAAGAAUUCACACUUUUCUUCUUCCACGCUAACGAUGAUACGAAGGACCCAAGUGCUUGGCGAGAAAUUUACGCAGGUUGUGAGCGCCCCGCCUUACCGCAAGUGGACACCUGGAGAUGGACUGUACCUCAGGAUGGUUAUUACUAUAUUCGAUAUGGUAACGAAAAAGCAUGGCUAUUCUCAGUUACCGUACGACAUUUGAUCUAUCAAUAUGUGUCGGAUACGGAAAAGACUAUAGUGACGCCCAUCUCAACGUUCGUCUCAUGA
Cylicocyclus nassatus is the source of this 1188-nucleotide messenger RNA. NCBI's taxonomy places the organism in Eukaryota, Metazoa, Nematoda, Chromadorea, Rhabditida, Strongylidae. The record is from the annotation of a GenBank genome assembly.